CCUCUCCUCUCCUCUCCUCAUCGUCACCGCCACAUUCCUCCUUCCCCCACACCCAAAAACUCUAGGGUUUUCCAAGAGUUUUCACCCCUUCGCGUCUCCCCACUCACUCUCCAACCUUAGAGUUUCUUUCUGAUGGCGGCUGCUGCUGUUGAUUGUCCCGGCUCGCUCAAAUCCGUGAGGAUCGUUGUGGUUGGUGACAAGGGAACUGGAAAAUCGAGCUUGAUUGUUGCUGCGGCCACCGAUUCGUUCCCUCCCAAUGUCCCUCCCGUGUUGCCUGACACCAAGCUCCCUUUUGAGUUCUUCCCUGAUGGUAUUCCCGUCACCAUUGUCGACACUUCCUCCAGGCCGGAAGAUAGGAACAUGGUUGCCGAGGAAUUGAAGCAGGCAGAUGCGGUGGUUUUGACGUAUGCUUGUGAUCGACCUGAGACACUUGAAGGUUUGACUACAUACUGGCUUCCAGAGCUUCGGCGAUUAGAGGUAAAAGUUCCUAUAAUAGUAGCAGGUUGUAAGCUUGACUUCAGAGACGACAAUAACCAGGUCAGCCUCGAACAAGUGAUGUCACCUAUAAUGCAGCAGUUUCGGGAGAUUGAGACUUGUAUCGAGUGUUCUGCUCUAAAGCAACUCCAGGCACAAGAAGUUUUCUAUUAUGCACAAAAAACUGUCCUUCACCCAACUGGACCUCUGUUCGAUCAAGAAGCCCAGGCAUUGAAGCCCCGGUGUGUAAGGGCCUUGAAGCGUAUCUUUAUACUCUGUGAUCAGGACAGAGAUGGUGCUCUUAGCGAGGCUGAGUUAAAUGAUUUUCAGGUCAAGUGCUUUCAUGCACCAUUGCAGCCUUCUGAAAUUGAAGGUGUUAAGAGGGUUGUGCAAGAAAAGUUGCCAGAAGGUGUGAAUGAAAGAGGACUGACAGUGACCGGCUUCCUGUUUCUACAUGCACUUUUUAUUGAGAAAGGGAGGCUCGAGACAACAUGGACUGUACUUAGGAAGUUUGGGUAUAACAAUGAGAUCAGACUUGCUGAUGAAUUGCUCCCGCCUUCAUUAUUCAAACGAACACCUGAUCAGAGUGUCGAGUUGACAGAUGUAGCAAUUGAAUUCUUGAAAGGAGUGUUUAUGAUGUUUGAUGACGAUGAGGAUAAUAAUCUGAGACCUCAAGAGAUUGAGGAUCUUUUUUCAACUGCACCUGAAAGUCCUUGGAAAGAUGCUCCUUAUGAUGGCGCUGCAGAGAAAACUGCCCUUGGAGGACUAUCGGUUGACGCUUUCCUGUCACUGUGGUCACUGAUGACAAUACUAGAACCAGCUAAGAGUGUGGAAUAUCUGAUUUACAUUGGAUUCCCGGGUGAUCCAUCUUCUGCCAUUCGUCUUACUAGGAGGAGGCGUUUAGAUCGCAAAAAGCAACAAUGCGAAAGAAAAGUUUUCCAGUGCUUUGUGUUUGGACCCAAUAACGCUGGAAAAUCUGCAUUACUGAAUUGCUUUCUUGGAAGGUUAUAUGAAAACCAGGGAUCAACCACUGAUGAGCGCUAUGCAGUAAAUAUGGUCGAUGACUCUGGGAGUGCAAAGAAAACUCUUGUGAUGAGGGAAAUUCCAGAUGAUGGGGCUAAAGGGCUAUUUUCAUCCAAGGAGUCGUUGGCUGCAUGUGACAUAGCUGUCUUCGUGUAUGACAGCUCUGAUGAGUCGUCAUGGAAGAGAGCGACUGAGCUACUUGUAGAAGUUGCAACUCACGGAGAGGCCUCCGGAUAUGAGGUCCCUUGUCUCAUGGUUUCAGCCAAGGACGAUCUUGAUUCAUUCCCAAUUUGCAUACAAGAAUCCACAAGGGUGACACAAGAUAUGGGAAUAGAGCCUCCGGUAUCCAUCAGCUCGAAACUGGGUGAUUUCAACAACUUAUUCCGCAAAAUCGUAGCUGCAGCGCAACAUCCUCAUCUGAGUAUUCCAGAAACUGAAGCAGGAAAAAGCCGCAAACAUUACAACAGGCUAAUCAACCGCUCUCUUAUGGCUGUUUCAAUUGGAGCUGCUGCUGUAGUCGUUGGACUGGCUGCAUACCGUGUGUAUGCUGCAAGAAAGAGCGCUUCUGCCUGAGAAGAUUUGAGAAUGAAGAAGCCAGUGUCUCAAGGUGUGAACGCGAAAAGAAGAUGGCAAAUCUCUUGUUCUGAGUUUGUUUAUCCUAAGUUUAAACCAGCGUUCUGUUUUUUAGAAGAUUAAUAGAAAAAAUGGGCUUUUCAAGAUCUUGUAGGAACAUUAAGGGACAAGAGAAAGAAGAGAACAUAUAGUUACAAUAGACAUUGUGUUGAGUUUUAUCAAUAACAAAAGAACUUUUGUCUCCUU
Messenger RNA from Brassica oleracea var. oleracea, 2316 nucleotides. RefSeq names its product mitochondrial Rho GTPase 1-like. The record is from RefSeq and is a predicted model, not a curated record. The coding region runs from base 133 to 2070 and encodes 645 amino acids. The transcript has 15 exons. NCBI's taxonomy places the organism in Eukaryota, Viridiplantae, Streptophyta, Magnoliopsida, Brassicales, Brassicaceae. Gene Ontology annotation, cellular component: mitochondrial outer membrane. Gene Ontology annotation, molecular function: calcium ion binding; GTPase activity; GTP binding. Gene Ontology annotation, biological process: mitochondrion organization; small GTPase-mediated signal transduction; regulation of mitochondrion organization.